Molecule: messenger RNA, 1139 nt
Organism: Pectinophora gossypiella (pink bollworm)
Lineage: Eukaryota; Metazoa; Arthropoda; Insecta; Lepidoptera; Gelechiidae
Product: potassium/sodium hyperpolarization-activated cyclic nucleotide-gated channel 1-like
Exons: 6
Coding region: 162-1139 (325 amino acids)
Source: RefSeq, a predicted model, not a curated record
CAUUAUUAUGGGAAAGGUUAUCGGAGUAUGGAUGUGGCUGGAUGGAUUUCAUACUGCAUAGAGGAAAGUAGAUGCACGCUAUACACAAGUGAAAUUACCUGAGUUAUAAUAUCUUACAGGCUAUGUGUAAAGGAUUUAUUGGCUUAGCGAUUUUGUGAGCAAUGUAUCACGACGGUAAACACAUAUGUAUGCUCAAGACGAUCCCCCCGCGGCCCUGCCGUCGUCCCCUCGAGGGGUGGUUUCGGCGCCGCUGGUGCAACCUGCGCUCCAGCAUGCUGGCCUGUCCCUGGUACUACUCUUCCAAACUUUUCCUGCGCAGCGAGUAUGGGAUCGACAAGGAACGGGAACGUCAGCUAAAUUCAAAGUGGUGGAUGAUAAUGCACCCAUACAGUGCCAUGAGGUUCUAUUGGGACUGCUUCAGUACGAUAGUCUACGUGUUUUCUUUGCUGUACCUUCCAUUGCAAGUGUUUAUUAUAUGUCCCAACAGACACGACCCUUAUAUUCUGUUCACUGACGCAGUUGGCUUCUUAGCAAUCGGUUUCAACUUCGUCACUGGCUGCGUGGUUGAAGACGGGAAGAAAAUCGGCCUUGAACCGGUAGAAAUAGCAAGAAGAUACAUCAAAGAUAACUUCGUGUUCGACGUCAUAUCUGCUUUGCCUCUGCAGUGUGUGGCCUUAGACGAUGACUGCAAUUUUCCAACAUACACAGUGCUGUAUUUACUUAAGUUAUUCAGAGUAACGCCAGUUGCGAAUGUUAUUAGGAAGUUAGGCCACCAGUUCCGGCUGCCGUACUUGACUUUAGUCUUGGUCACUGUGUGUCUGCACAUAUUGGUUUUCUACCAUUGGAUGACGUUUUGUCAUUACCAGGUCCCACUGUACUAUAAAUAUGUGUACCCUGAACCCAAUUUCAAACUCGACGAUUGGUUGCGGAGGGUUAAAGCAAUGAGUGUUGAUAACGAGCACAUCAACCUCCUCGAGAAAUACAUCAUCAACCUCUAUUACGUAACCGGGCUGUGCAUCGGCGCAGGAGUUUUCAGUUUGGUCGAACCUAAUUCCCAAAUACCCGAACAACAAGUAGUGAAUGCGUGUGUUGGAAUUAUAGGAUUAUUGUUCAUGACAUAUACUUUUACUAGUAAGUAA